AUGUCAGAUUCAACAGGUAAAUGGAGAGAGGAAAUCUCUAUUGAAGAAACAAAUAGGAUUAGGGCAUCGCUUGGUCUUAAACCUUUGAAAGUUGAUAAUACACCAAAAGAAUCUAAACAAACUGCGGCCACUGCCACUAAUACUUCAAAUAGUAAUACAAAUGAUAUUGCUGAUACUAUUAAAAAAUUAAAACAGAAAAGAGAAGCUACUUCUAGCGUUGGAAAGUCAAUUGCUGAACAAUUGUUGGAAGAUGGUGAUAAUCAAGAUGAUGACAUAUCAACAUGGGUACAAAGAUCAAGAAUAAAACAACAACAACAACAAAAAGAUCAACAGAAACAAACAACCGGUGGAAAAUCAUCUGAUGGUAGAUCAAAAAGAAAGUCAUCGGGAUAUUCAGCAGAUGAUUUAGCUGGAAUAAAGGUUGCAAAUCAACUACAGAGUUUCGAUGAUGGUGGUGAACAUGUAUUGGUGUUGAAAGAUACCGAUGUUUUGAAUGAUGGUGAUUCAGAGCUGAUCGACGUCCGACUUGCAGAGAAAGAGAAAAUCAAUCAAAAGUUGGAAUCAUCAAAGAAGAAAUCACAAUACGACAAAUUCGAUGAGUAUGGUAAGCAACUUGAUAUUCUAUCUCAUUAUGACGAUGAUAAUGCUAUAAAAGAAACUGGAUUUAUCAUUACCAAUAAAUCUAAAACAGGUGUAGAAGAUCUAACCAAAAAAGAAGAUAUGCAAGAAGAAAUUAGAAAUAGAUUGAAUAGUUACUCUGCAUUUGAUUUAUCAACUGAAUCAACUAUACAAUCAUCAUUCUAUACAAAUGAAGAAAUGGCAAAGUUUAAGAAACCAACUAGUAAAAAGAAAAAGAAGAAAUCAAUGAGAUCAAAGAAUAAGGAUAGCGAUGAUAUCGAUAUUUUACAACAACUGGAUGCAACCACUUCGAGUGAUCGUGGUUCACGAAAGUCUCUUCAAGCAAAGAAUGAAAUCGAAGAGGAGAACCAACGUGCAAAACGUGAGGCAAACUAUCAAAAGGCUGUCGACAAAGCAAGUAACAUUGCAAAGCUUACUUACUCAUCCGAUACCUUUGAGGAAGCAGAGGACGAAGAGUUUUACAAGAGUUUGUCAAAUGCAAAGAAAGCACCUCUAAUACAAAGAAAUAUAGCUGAAAAAGUAAAAGAAAAAGAGAAUGCAAUGGAAACAAAUCAAGAUGAUAAUGAUCUAUUUAUCAGUCCUGUUUCAGAGUUUGUAAGAGGAUUAAAGACAGAGGGUGUAUUGGCAAAUUUCAAACCUACAUAUGUUAAAGAAGAGGAUGAUUACAAUGAGGAAAAUCAACCUGUAAAGAUCGAGAAUCAAGAAGAUGUAGAAAUGCAAGUCGAUAAUGACCAAGAGGAGGAAGAAGAAGAAGAAGAAGAAGGUUCAUAUAUUGAAAAGAAAGCAGAUUAUAAUGGAAAUGGUGUUGAAAAGAACAAAAGUAAUUCAGCAACUGGUGAGGAUGGUUCUGUUAUUCUACAAGAUGAGCCAAUGGUGUCUUCGAGUAUGUCUGCAGCAUUGAAACUACUGAUACAAAAGGGUGAGUUAAAGCCACAGGAGAAAUCAAAGAGAAAGUUACAGUCGUUCGAUGACUAUGAACCGAUUAUCCAACAUAAAGAUCAGUUUGGUCGUAUCAUGAAUCGUAAGGAGGCAUUCGUUGCACACUCACAGAUAUUCCAUGGAAAGGCAUCCGGUAAGAACAAGCAAGAGAAAAUACAGAGAAAGUACAACGAAGAGAUGAAACAAAAGAAGAUGAGCUCCACCGAUACCCCACUUGGAAUGAUGCAAUCGCUACAAAACUACCAAGAAAAGACACAACAACCUUUCUUGGUUUUGUCUGGUAAAUUUAGUCAAGCCGAUGCCCCCAGCUCCAUUCAUAAAUCAAACACUGAACUUUCAGUUAAAAAACAAAAACAAUAA
Heterostelium album PN500 is the source of this 1938-nucleotide messenger RNA. Its product is annotated as SART-1 family protein. Bases 1 to 1938 code for a protein of 645 amino acids. The transcript is spliced from 5 exons. The record is from RefSeq and is a predicted model, not a curated record. Gene Ontology annotation, cellular component: U4/U6 x U5 tri-snRNP complex. Gene Ontology annotation, biological process: mRNA cis splicing, via spliceosome; maturation of 5S rRNA. NCBI's taxonomy places the organism in Eukaryota, Evosea, Eumycetozoa, Acytosteliales, Acytosteliaceae.